GGGCGAGCACUCCAUCAGCUGGUGCGUCUGGGCUGGGACAGUGAAAAUGUUUAGUGUCAUCGGCAACAAAUACACGCACAGGGGACCCCAAUAGGCAGGCUGGUGUGUCCGGGGGCAGGAAGCCAGGAGUGAAGUCGGAUAUAAGUGUGUGCGCGCACACAAGCACAUGUGUGGACUUUAAAAAGAGACUUUAGUUUUGGUUUUUGUUUUGGUUCUUACGGUGAACUUUCUGUUGAACAUUUUUUCCUUCUAUUUAAUUUUCUUUUUUUUUUUUUUUUUUUGCAUUUUAAAAAAUUUGAAUAUAAAAAGUGUAAGAAUCAAACCUUUGAAAGACUGAGGCUUGCUGCGGACAGCAGAUGGAUCCCGUGGCCAGCAGCUGCAUGAGGAGCCCCCACCCCCCGGCCCCUGUCUGGGGCUGCCUUCGAAAUCCCCACUCGGAAGGCAGUGGGGCCUCAGGGCUACCCCACUACCCGCCAACCCCCUUCUCCUUCCACCAGAAACCAGACUUCCCGGCGACAGCGACAGCAGCGUACCCUGACUUCUCGGCCUCCUGCCUGGCCGCCACCCCGCACAGCCUGCCCCAGGAGGAGCGGGUCUUCACUGAGCAGCACCCCGCCUUCCCACAGCCCCCCGACUGGCACUUCCCUGUCUCGGAGGCCCGGCGCAGGCUUAACCCUGGCCCAACUGGGGGCUCCAGGGAGAUGGGGGCCAGCAGCCCAGGCCUGGUGGAUGCCACGGGAGGCCCAGGAGAGGACUAUGAGGUCCUUGGGAGCACUACCAAUGAGACGGACAAGAAGUCAACCAGGCGGAAAAAGGAGAGUUCAGACAACCAGGAGAACCGAGGAAAACUGGAGGGUGGCAGCAAGGCCCGAAAGGAGAGGACAGCAUUCACCAAGGAGCAGCUGCGGGAGCUCGAGGCAGAGUUUGCUCACCAUAACUACCUGACCCGGCUCCGGAGAUACGAGAUCGCUGUAAACCUGGAUCUCUCCGAGAGGCAGGUCAAAGUGUGGUUCCAGAACCGAAGGAUGAAGUGGAAGCGCGUGAAGGGGGGUCAGCCCAUCUCACCUCAUGGGCAGGACCCCGAGGAUGGGGACUCUGCAGCCUCUCCAAGUUCAGAGUGAGAUUCUCCAUGGACUGGAGAAUCCGAAAGACUGAUGACUGAGCCCCGACCCAGCUACCCCGCCCUAGUCCCACUUUCAGCUCUCCCACCCACCCCAGGGCAGCCUCUACACAUCUGGCAGUGACUCUUGGAUAUGAAGGUGCCCAAUGUUCCUGGGAACCUUGACGUUUUCCAGGAAGUUCCCUCCAGCAUUGCUCUGUCUUAGCAGCUCCUUCCCCAGGGCCUUUGCUUCCCGCAUUUCUUGUGGAAUCACACAGCGGCCAGGUGGGACCCAAGUGAAUCCGGGGAACAACUCCAGGGACACUGCUUCUCAGGGUCUCUUGGCUGCUGCCUACACUUUCCCCUACCACCCUCCUCCUACACAGGCCAGGCCUCCUCCAGGUCUGAACACCAGGGGGCCAGCUGGGAGAGGAGCCUUGGGAACAGCUGGUGACUCAUGGAAGCUAAUGCUGCACAGGAAAGGAAAUGACUGAGACACCCGCCCCCCUCCCCCCAGACCACCAUUCCUUUCUGGGCUCUAUAUCUGAGGCUUUGGGGGUUCUGAGUUGUCCCAAAACCCCAGGGAAAAUCAGUGUGAAGAGGGUUGAGGACAGAAACGCAGCUGCUGCAAAUCAGAAACCAUCCCUGUCUCCCAAUUUGUUGGCUGUUAGGUGGGCAAGUGUAUUAGCACUGGCUGGAAGAAGACAGUCAGAAAAUCAGCCUGGCAUAGGUCUCUGCGGUCCUGCACAGGCCCACUCACACUGGCUUAACUUGAGGGGGAGGGGUGGGAUGAGAAUGGACCCAGGACACCACUUGCUUUUUCAAAAUUAAUUCAGAAAUACAGCUGGGACUGUUGAGCAGCGUCCAGAACAAUGGAGCAGGUAUUCCUUUUAAAUCCACAAUUUCUGGAUUGAAAAACUGUCCAGAUGCUCACAUUAGUGAGUUGAGGGCUAGAAAGUGUCCCCUAUGUUCUAGGGCUGCUGGGUGAGGGCCUAGAAAUGUUGAGCCCUGGAGAGCAAGGUUCUCCAGCUACAGUGUCCUGUGCUUUCAAAAGACUCCAACUGCAAAUGGGGCCCAAAAAAUAGUCCCUCUUUCUCCACGGGAUGCAUUUAAGCCCCUCCGAUGUGUUCCACAAAUGCUGUUAUUACGGGAGGAGCUGCUAAGUUUAUAUGUGUGGACUGCCCACAUCCUCUGGGGUGACACUCCAUGACUGCUGGUCAAACAGCCUGGGGCAACAAGCCUUGGAGAGAGACCCCUGCCUGCCCCAGUGCUCCGUCUCCCAUAUCAGCUGCUGUCGCAGAGGGAGGUCAGCAAGAGUUUGGACCUCUUGUAUGUAUACUUAAUCAUUCACGUGUAAAAAGAACCCCACCUCCCUAUCCCAAAAGGACGACUGUUGUGGAAAAUGAUUGCCAAUGAGAUGGCUGGUUAGAGCAUGCGUACUUUUUUUCUAAGUCAUACUUCAUAUAUUUUCUUAAGAUUACAUCAAGUUAACUGUGCAAGUUCAAUUCACUUUGUAAGAAAACUCUUGGAAAAAUAAAAUCAAUAAAAAAGCAAA
Messenger RNA from Miniopterus natalensis, 2654 nucleotides. RefSeq names its product mesenchyme homeobox 1 (gene MEOX1). NCBI's taxonomy places the organism in Eukaryota, Metazoa, Chordata, Mammalia, Chiroptera, Miniopteridae. Gene Ontology annotation, molecular function: RNA polymerase II cis-regulatory region sequence-specific DNA binding; DNA-binding transcription factor activity, RNA polymerase II-specific. Gene Ontology annotation, cellular component: nucleus. The record is from RefSeq and is a predicted model, not a curated record. Gene Ontology annotation, biological process: positive regulation of transcription by RNA polymerase II; somite development.